CGUCUCCGGGGCGGGGACCCGGGCGUAGAAGGCUCUUAAGUUGCGCGGCCCUCGGCGCGCUGUUGGGGGCGCCCUCCGCGGCGGGCAGCGCGCCAGGGACCGGCUGCCGUGGGGCACGCGAAAGCUACACUUUCCCUUCGCCCCCCGCCUUGUUUCCUCCUGCGCGGCGGCAGCGGAGAUUUCCUCUCGGGGAAACUGCGUGGAUCCUUCCCAGGGCUCCUCGCCCCGCCCCCGUUCUCCGCCCCCUCCCCUUUGCUGGGGAGCCGGUGCUGGCCCGUGCGGGAAGUAGGCUCUGGCAGCCUGGGGCGGGUGGCGAGGGGUCGCGGAGCCGCUGGCCACCAACUCGCCCGGCCAUGUGACGCCGCUCUCCGCCCAGCGAACCCCCGCGUGCCCCGGGCCCGCGCCCGCGCCCCGUUGCGCCGCGCACCAUGCUCCUGCCUGGACACGCGCGUCCGCCCCCCGCGCCUCAGCCGGCGCAGCAUCCCGGCCUCCGCAGGCAGGUAGAGCCGCCGGGGCAGCUCCUGCGCCUCCUCUACUGCACUGUCCUGGUCUGCUCCAGAGAGAUCGCAGCGCUCACGGACUUCUCCGGUUACCUCACCAAACUCCUGCAAAACCACACCGCCUAUGCCUGUGACGGGGACCAUUUGACUCUCCAGUGCCCUCGGCAUUCUACGAUAAGUGUCCAGUCGGCAUUUUACGGGCAAGAUCACCAAAUGUGUAGUGCCCAGCAGCCUGCCUCCCAGAGGGAAGACAGCUCAACCUGUGUGGCACCCACCACAUUGCAGAAGGUGCUGGAUGAAUGCCAGAACCAGCGGGCCUGCCACCUCCUAGUCAAUAGCCGUGUUUUUGGACCUGACCUUUGUCCAGGGAGCAGUAAAUACCUCCGGGUCUCCUUUAAAUGCCAACCUAAUGAAUUAAAAAACAAAACCGUGUGUGAAGACGAAGAGCUGAAGCUGCACUGCCACGAAUCCAAGUUUCUCAACAUCUACUCCGCCACCUACGGCAGGAGGACCCAGGAGAGGGACGUCUGCGCCUCCGAAGCAGAGCGGCUCCCCCCCUUUGACUGUUUGACCUACUCGGCUUUGCAAGUAUUAUCCAGUAGGUGCUAUGGGAGGCAGAGAUGCAAAAUCGUUGUCAACAACCUCCAUUUCGGAAGUCCCUGUCUCCCCAGAGUGAAAAAAUACCUCACCGUCACCUACGCCUGUGUUCCCAAGAACAUACUCACAGCGAUUGAUCCAGCCGUUGCUAAUCUAAAACCUUCUUUGAAGCAGAAAGAUGGUGAAUAUGGUAUAAACUUUGACCCAAACAAACCAAGAGUUCUGAGGAAAGACGGAGUUAUUGUUAGCAACUCUCUGGCAGCAUUUGCUUAUAUUAGAGCCCACCCCGAGAGAGCUGCCCUGCUGUUCGUGUCCAGUGUCUGCAUCGGUCUGGCGCUCACAUUGUGCGCCUUGGUCAUCAGAGUGUCCUGCACCAAGGACUUCCAGGAGCUGCAGCUGGCGAGGGAGCACCUGGUGCCAGGAAGUGACAAGGCCGAGGAGGACAGCGAGGAUGAAGAAGGGGAGGAGGACUCCUCUGACUCUGAUUUUCCGGGGGAACUGUCGGGGUUUUGUAGGACUUCAUAUCCUGUCUACAGUUCCACAGAGGCUGCAGAGCUAGCAGAAAGGAUUGAGCGCAGGGAGCAAAUCAUCCAGGAAAUAUGGAUGAACAGUGGUUUGGAUACUUCACUCCCCAGAAACAUGGGCCAGUUCUACUGAAAACGAGAUGCAUCUUGAUGCCAUC
This is a messenger RNA of Ceratotherium simum simum (southern white rhinoceros), 1779 nucleotides long. RefSeq names its product eva-1 homolog C (gene EVA1C). Gene Ontology annotation, molecular function: carbohydrate binding. The record is from RefSeq and is a predicted model, not a curated record. Lineage: Eukaryota; Metazoa; Chordata; Mammalia; Perissodactyla; Rhinocerotidae.